Messenger RNA from Magnolia sinica, 2431 nucleotides. Its product is annotated as transcription factor bHLH121-like. Gene Ontology annotation, molecular function: DNA-binding transcription factor activity; protein dimerization activity. Gene Ontology annotation, biological process: intracellular iron ion homeostasis. The coding region runs from base 156 to 1370 and encodes 404 amino acids. The transcript is spliced from 5 exons. Lineage: Eukaryota; Viridiplantae; Streptophyta; Magnoliopsida; Magnoliales; Magnoliaceae. The record is from RefSeq and is a predicted model, not a curated record.
GACGGGUUGGAUAUCUCAUAAACAUCACGGUGGGCCCCACCUAGCUUCAUGUCGCAGGCAAGCCGCGUCCUUGGCGUCCGUCGCAGAGGAUUCCAGUCCGUAUAAGAUGGAAAGUGGGUGUUGAGGAUGAGUAGACAAGACCCAAAUCAGGGCUCAUGAUAAGGGCCAUGGACAUGAACCCUUUCUCUCAUCACAGCCCUCCCAAUCUUCACGGACAUCUCGCCUCCUCGCAUCCACCCUCCCAAGAUGGCCCCUUUCAUCAACUCCCAACCGUUGGAUUUCCUCGGGACAGGCAUGAUGGAAGGGUUGAAGUGAAGGACCCUAAUAGUGCAAGGAAACUUCAAAAGGCAGACAGAGAGAAAUUAAGGAGGGAUAAGCUAAAUGAGCAGUUCCUCGAGUUGGGAACUGCAUUGGACCCUGAUCGACCAAAGAAUGACAAGGCAACCAUCCUCACUGAUGCUGUGGAAAUGUUGAAGGACCUGACUGCUGAAGUUAAGCGACUGAAAUCAGAACACGCAUCACUUUCAGAAGAAUCCAGUGAGCUUAUACAAGAGAAGAAUGAAUUGAGAGAUGAGAAAGCGACUUUGAAGUCCGACAUCGACAGCUUAAAUUUUCAACAUCAGCAGAGAAUGAGUGCAAUGUUUCCAUGGGCUGCAAUAAAUCCAACAGUUCCAGUGGGAGCUUCCCCAGUUUCCUUCCCCGCCCCCACUCCAAUACCAGAUUCUAAUCCUACGAAUACCCAGGCUCAUGUCCAUGCUCCCUUUAUGCCUCCUUUCAUGCCAUUUCCUAUUCAUCCUUCUCUUCAACCUCUUCCCUUUUUUAGCAGUCCUACGCCAGACAUGACUGACCAGUAUUUUGCUUUUCCGCCUUACGCUCCUCAUGUUACUCAGUCCCAUGUUGAGAGACCUUCAGCUCAGUAUCCUUCGAUGCAGCCUUUGCCCACAUACCUCCUGCAGUUGCAGCCAUUGCUUCCAAAUUCAAUUCCAAAUUCAGAAUCUCACUCAACAAGCAUACGGGAAUCUAGAAAUGAAACCUCUGAGUUUCAGCAACCAAGUAAUGUUGCCCAAUCAUCAAUUUCUGAUUCCAGAAGGGAAUGUAGUCGGAAUGGAAGAAAAGCUUCUGAAUUUCGUGGGGGAAUGGAUGCUACCGAGUCAACAGAUUGUGGCAACAAAAGCAGCGAUUCUAAAUGUAUGGCUGCAACCGCGGAAGUUAAGGACAGCGCAAGGGUCAUGCCUGCUACCUCUUGCCACUCAAGUAGCUUGGAGUGUAGUUCUCAAGAGGCUGAAAAGGUCCAGGAAACAUUGGGUGAAACAAGAAAGACAACAGAUUCUGCAUCAUGCACAAGGUCUAACCCUGCUGGUGUUGGUUAGGAUGUCAUUUCAAGGAGUUGUUCUCCCUUGCGUUGUACGAAAGAUAAAUUCCUAUCAAGAAUCAUUGAUAGUUGUAAGUAGCUACCGAUUGUUAACAAAAAAAAAAAGUCUCAUCGGUUAUCGAUUUUUUUUAUAAAAAAAAUCAUCUGAUGGACCAAUUUUUUUUUUUGCCCUUGUUUAGUUAAUGUAGCUUUGCUGAGCCCACAUGCAUGUCUGCAUGGCAGGCAGGUGCAAUAUCCAAGCAAUCCAUUAGACGGGUACCACUCUGUAGAUUCCCUAUCCCAAGAAUCAGGUCAGAUCACUAGUUAUGUGGGCAACAGUUAACUAAGAAACCUCCGGCUGUGAACAAUUGGCUGAAGUUUUCUGAACCGUCCACUUAUUUCUAAUAUCGUGGUGCACCUACUAAGUGGACCAUCUUUAUCUUUUGGCAUUAGUAUCUGCACGGUGAGGUCUGCAUUACGCAUGGCUUAGUUAUUGUGGUGUCGUGUGCAUUAGCUGGACCUGUAAACGCAUGUGGGCCUAACAAAGCUCUAGUUAAUAGUAUGGAGAGCAGUGGCGAUGGCAGGUAACUCUAUGUCCCAAUUAAUCUCUAUUCAACUAGAUUUUGACUGACCCGUUAACAAUGCGAGCCAUCUCCUGCUGGAAUGAAUGGUUGUAUCUUUUGCGUUAAUGAUUUCUUAGAAGAUUCUGAUCAAUUAUUUAGUUUAUUUUGUUUUAAUUUUUGGAAUGAAACUUGGAAGAUUCUGAUACAGAUCAGAAGAUUGUAAGAUACAGACAAGAAUCAAAGAUCUGAUCUAUUUGCUUGUAGCAAUCUUGAAAUUGUGGAUGUUUUAUGAUGUCCAGUUCAUUGUAAAAAUUCAGCACUGUUGCUCACUGAAAUGGAUGAAGAGGGAUUAUGAAACUUUGUACAUUACCAUUCAGGUUUUCAGUUGGUGCUAGUGGAGUCCAUGAUUAAUUGAUCUAAGCUGUUGAUUUGAUGGGCUUCACUUUGGAUGGCCCAUGUACUAAAACUUCCCCAGAUCCCAGCUAAUAAAAUAUUUGACCUUCUUUUUUAGGUUCAA